AUGGCUAUAACUUCUGUGUUCCAUAUGCCCUUUGAAGGGAAACAGCACGCAAGAACCUUGACCGCUUGGCCCGACCAGAUUUCUCAAAAAGACAAUGUCGACCUCAAAGGUGCGGAGACAGACGUUGCAGCAAUUGCGAAUGCUAUCGUCAAGUUUGAGCCGGUCACCUUGCUUUGCAACCCCAAGAAUAUCUCAAAGGCAAAGGCUUUAGUGUCACCUCUUGUUGAUAUCAAGGAGAUAGAGGUCGAUGAGCUCUGGAUUCGCGACACCGGCCCCGUGUAUGUCACAGACGCUAACGGGCAGCUCGUUGGCCUUGACUUGAACUUCAACUACUGGGGCAAUAAGUACCCAGGUACUGUUGAUUCCAAGGUUGCGAGCUUAGCUCUGGCCAAAGACGGCACCAAGAGAAUUCAGGCACCUUUCGUUGCAGAAGGUGGAGCAAUUGAAGUCGACGGCGAAGGAACACUUCUCGCCACUGAGAGCUCCCUCAUCAAUGACAAUCGAAACCCGGGAAUGACCAAAGCCGAUCUGGAGAGACACUUCAAAUCCUAUUUGGGAGUUACCAAAGUUAUUUGGGUCAAGGGAGCCAAAGACCAAGACAUCACGGACUGGCAUAUUGACGCUCUAGCUCGAUUUGCGUGCCCCGGUACCGUUCUUCUCAGCCAGCCAGGUACCGAAUCUAGCCAAGUUGUCACCGACACGUUCAAAAAUGCAAAGUCCGUCUUGGAAGCAGAGACUGAUGCCAAAGGUCGCAAACUGCAGGUUUACGAGGUGGAGGAGGCGAACCCCAGCCUGUUUGACGGCGAGCCCUACCAGGUCGUUCUUUCGUAUCUCAAUUAUCUUCUUGUGAAUGGCGGAGUACUUAUACCUGCAUUUGGAGAUGAAGCUGCUGAUGGUAAGGCUUUGCGGUUGUUUAAGAAGGUAUUUCCUGAUCGUGAGGUAGCGCAGGUGCAUUUGAGUACGUUGAGGAGGCUGGGAGGGGGUAUUCACUGCGCGACACAGCAGGUACCUGAAGUUUAG
Pochonia chlamydosporia 170 is the source of this 1020-nucleotide messenger RNA. RefSeq names its product peptidyl-arginine deiminase family protein. Gene Ontology annotation, biological process: putrescine biosynthetic process. The record is from RefSeq and is a predicted model, not a curated record. Gene Ontology annotation, molecular function: protein-arginine deiminase activity; agmatine deiminase activity. Bases 1 to 1020 code for a protein of 339 amino acids. The transcript has a single exon. Lineage: Eukaryota; Fungi; Ascomycota; Sordariomycetes; Hypocreales; Clavicipitaceae.